AUGAGUCGUGGAUUUUCAGAAAACAAUAACUUUCCGUAUGACAACAAUCAAAUGGUUUUGGAUAUGAUCCUGUGUUCCCUAAUUGGUGUUCCUCAGCCUAUCAACUGGGACAGCGUGGCAAGGCUAGUUCCAGGAUAUACAUCCAAAGAGUGUGCAAAAAGGUUUGAUGAACUAAAAAGCAGUGGAAGUUCACCUGUUGACAACCAGUAUAAUCCCCUGAUGGCCGCUGGUGGGAGUCCUGUGGAAACUUUAGCUACGUACAUCAAAUCCUCCUUGCUCGAUACACAGACAGAGUUUCAGGAGCCUGCUAUUGGGCAGGAUUCCAUUACUAUAACUGGAAGGGCCAGCACAACCUCCACAAGGAAUUGUUCUUCAGAAUCUGAGAAAGGUCCUGUGCAUAAAGGCGGAGAAAGCACUGACGAAAGCCAGGGGCCAAAUAUGGUGAUCCAUGUGUGCGAUGAAGCUAAAAACCUCAAAGAAGAUUUUGUUUGUCCUCGAGACCUUUUGAUUUCAGAAAUGAAAUACUUUGCUGAAUAUCUGUCAGUGGAUGCCCAGCGCUGGGAAGAGGUGGACAUUUCAGUGCACUGUGACGUUCACAUCUUUGACUGGUUGAUAAGAUACGUUAAAAGGAACACUAAAGAUUCUGAAGCUAAUGAAAUGCCCACUUUAGAACCAUCAAAUGUCAUAUCAAUUCUUAUUUCUUCUGAGUUUUUGAAGAUGGAUUCAUUAGUAGAAAAAUGCAUUCAUUAUUGUCACAAAAAUAUGAAUGCUAUUGUAGCCACGCCAUGUAACAUGAAUUGUAUCAAUGCUAAUCUUGUCACGCACAUUGCUGAUCUCUUCACACACAAUGAAGUAGAAGAGUUGAAGGACAAAAGGGACAAAUUUAAGAGUAAACUUUUCUGCAAGAAGAUUGAGAGACUGUUUGAUCCAGAGUACCUAAAUCCAGAUUCUCGAGGAAAUGCAGCAACAUUAUACAGGUGUUGUUUAUGUAAAAAGCUGCUAACUAAAGAAACUGAAAGAAGAAUUCCUUGUGUACCAGGAAAAAUCAACAUAGAUCAACAUGGGAAUAUUGUCUAUGUUCAUAUAAGAGACAAAACCUGGGAAGUCCAUGAGUACUUAAUUUGCCUUCAUGAGGAGUUGAAAUCUUGGCGGGAUGUUUAUUGGCGCCUUUGGGGGACUGUCAAUUGGUUGACCUGCGUGACAGUGUGUUACCAGGGCUGUGAAGUGAGGGAUCACAUGGUUGACUUACCUUCACGAAAUGAAGAUGGGGAUGCUUUGCCAUCUCAGACUACUAAAAUAUUGAAUGAUCUGCUUCAUCAUAGAGGUGUUAUUGUUGUUCCUUUCACUAAGGAUGAGAAUAGUGACUCUGGUAUUGGGCUCUGUGAUGAAAAAGGCAUUGAAUGUGAUGUGCUUGUAGAACCAAAUACGCCAUGGGGUCCCAAAACCGGAGAAAUCAAUGCUUUUCUUUCUCUGAAGAACUGGACUUUACAGCUGAAACAGCAGUCAUUGUUAUCUGAAGAAGAGGAGUAUACCACUGGCUCAGAGGUCACUGAGGAUGAAGUGGGGGAUGAAGAAGAAGUAUGCAGGAAACCAGGAAGAAAGGAGAAAUUAAAGAAAUCCUACAAGCACCCGAAGAAAGUGAUUUCUUCACCUAGCGUUCAGAAAAAGGAGAAGCCAUCUGACAAGUCAAGUUCCCGAGAUGCAUCUCCGUUCAUUGUGAGUAUGCAGCAGAACAAAUGGGAUGCCUCCAGGUCACUAAGAUUCAACCAAGAUGCUCAAAGAGAAGAUGAUCAGAGAAGAAUGUCUGAGAUUACAGGGCACUUAAUAAAAAUGAGACUGGGAGACCUUGAUCGAGUCAAGUCAAAAGACAGCAAAGAAUAUGCAGGAGGCAUUUAUUCUAGACUUGAAGCUCAGAUAAAGGCCUCAGCGCAGGUCAGUGCACGACAAAACAAUGCCGAGAAGAUUGCCAGGUCAAAAUCCCGUUUUGGUCAAGGCCGUCCAACAUAAGGACUCAUGAAAAAACUUUAGCCAGA
Aptenodytes forsteri (emperor penguin) is the source of this 2033-nucleotide messenger RNA. RefSeq names its product KIAA1841 ortholog (gene SANBR). Bases 1 to 2007 code for a protein of 668 amino acids. The record is from RefSeq and is a predicted model, not a curated record. The transcript has 19 exons. NCBI's taxonomy places the organism in Eukaryota, Metazoa, Chordata, Aves, Sphenisciformes, Spheniscidae.